Molecule: messenger RNA, 1872 nt
Organism: Rasamsonia emersonii CBS 393.64
Lineage: Eukaryota; Fungi; Ascomycota; Eurotiomycetes; Eurotiales; Trichocomaceae
Product: Aryl-alcohol dehydrogenase
Exons: 2
Coding region: 1-1872 (623 amino acids)
Molecular function (GO): flavin adenine dinucleotide binding; oxidoreductase activity, acting on CH-OH group of donors
Source: RefSeq, a predicted model, not a curated record
AUGGCUUCUUCCCCAGUAGACACAUCCUCGACUGUUGGCCUGGAGUUGCAGUCCUUCGAUUUCGUGGUAGUUGGGGGUGGAACGGCAGGAUUGGUUGUCGCCAGUCGUCUGACAGAAGACCCGAAUGUCAAAGUUCUCGUCCUCGAAGCUGGUAGCAACCGCGUUGAUGACCCUCGAAUUGCGGUGCCGGGCCUUGCUGCCAGCACUUACUUUGACCCUGAUUUCGACUGGUGCAUCACCAGCCCACCUCAGGAACAUCUCAACGGACGUCAAAUUGCGGAACCCAGAGGCCGUACACUGGGAGGCUCAUCAGCCAUUAACCUGGGCAUGGUCAUCUAUCCCAGCAAGAAAGACAUUGACGCUUGGGAACAAUUAGGGAACCCUGGCUGGAACUGGGACUCCAUAUCACACUAUCUUCGGAAAUCUCAGAAAUUCACACCCCCGACUCCUGCAAUCCGCGAACAACUCUCUCUGGAUUACCUAGAUGAGACACUCCAGGGGACUAGUGGCCCCAUUCAGGUCUCAUUCGGAGAAGGCCCGUUUCCUGCCUUCAAUGCUGCCUGGCCAAAGGUCUUCGAGAAUCUUAACCACAAGAUCACCAGUGACCCAAUCUCCGGAAUAGCCAAGGGAGCAUUCUGCAACCCAGGAACGAUCGAUCCAAAGACCAGGUCACGAAGCCAUGCUGGCGUUACCUACUAUAACCCCGAAGUCGCAAAACGUCCCAAUCUUCGCGUGGUUACCGAUGCAACAGUCGAGAAGAUAAUCCUGAAGGAAGCUGAUGGAACAGUCAUCGCCACAGGCGUCCAAUUCAAAGCAAAUGAUGGAGUCCAAAGGAUUGUUUCUGCUGGAGAGGAGGUUAUCCUUGCUGCAGGAGCUAUCAAGACGCCUCAACUGCUGGAACUAUCCGGGAUUGGAGGAUCGGAAUUGCUCAAGUCACAUGGCAUUGAAGUUGUGAUUGAUAACCCCAAUGUGGGAGAAAAUCUUCAAGAACACGGCUUCGUGCCAUUUAGCUGGGAGAUCGCCGAUGGCCAGCAGUCUGGUGAUGCCCUCCGCAUCCCUGAAGUAGCACAAGCCGCAAUGGCUGCCUGGCAGGAACAUUCUGGCGCUGGACCACUUGGUCUCUGUGCCAUUGCAUCUGCCUUCAUGCCACUCCCCGAGCUCCAGGACGGCGAGCUCAAAGGACUGAUCAAGAAAUAUCUUGAGGACUACAAGUACCCCAGCUUCCCCGGACAGGAGGCUCAAUAUCGCAUCUUACGCCAGAUUUUGGAGGACGAAUCCGAACCCACCGGUCAAUACACUCUGGCACCCUUCCAAAUCACCCCCGAAAAGGGCCCCAGCCCAAAGGGCAUAUAUGGAAUGUCAGAGCCAGAGAGCUUCAUUAGUAUCGUUUCAGUGCUUAACCGCCCCUUCUCUCGCGGCAAUGUCCACCUGGCUUCCAAUGACCCCUAUGCCUCUCCUGUGUUUGAUCCGAAGUUCUUCUCACACCCUCUCGAUCUUGAACUCCACGCUCGACACACGAAAUGGUUAGAGACGCUGGCUUUCACAGAGCCAAUGGGCUCCUUACUCAAGAAGAAUGGCCGUCGUCUUCACAGCGACAAGCCUGUCAAUGAUCUGGACAGAGCACGGGAGCUCACCAGGGAUCGUAUCAUUGCUCAUUACCACGUCUGCGGAACAGCCGCCAUGAUGCCCCGUGAGCAGGGAGGUGUCGUCGAUGACCGAUUGAAAGUCUACGGCACGAGCAACGUUAGAGUUGUCGACGCCAGUGUCAUGCCGCUGAUUCCCAGAGGCAACAUCCAGGCCAUCGUUUACGCCGUCGCUGAGAAAGCAGCCGAUAUCAUCAAGGAACAACUGCAGAAGAGGAAGUCUGGUUGA